CGACUCAUCGGAAACGGCGAGCACACAACAGUUCCUUAUCUCAACGCAAACACAACAACUGUGAAUUAGUUCUCAAAGUAUUUCAAUAAUUAACAACGAGAUGAAUCUGAAAGUGAUUUUUGUCUUCGCCCUUGUGGUCAUCGCAGCUUUGAUGGGACAGGCGGAAGCAGGAAGCAAGAGGUGGAGGAAAUUUGAGAAGAAAUUCAAGCACGCGGCGCAUAAGGUCAAAGAGGCUUUACCUGUUAUACAAGGAUACGCGGCAGUCGCUGGCACAGUCGCAGCUCUCGGCAGGAAAUAAUGAUUUCGCUUUAAUUUUACUUUAAUUUAUUCUAACAUACUUUUGUACUCUAAUGUUUAGUUUAUAAGGAAAGAAAUAUAGUCUAGUUGUUUGUAA
Messenger RNA from Nicrophorus vespilloides, 394 nucleotides. Its product is annotated as cecropin-C-like. The coding region runs from base 101 to 298 and encodes 65 amino acids. The record is from RefSeq and is a predicted model, not a curated record. Gene Ontology annotation, biological process: defense response to Gram-positive bacterium; antibacterial humoral response; defense response to Gram-negative bacterium. The transcript has 2 exons. NCBI's taxonomy places the organism in Eukaryota, Metazoa, Arthropoda, Insecta, Coleoptera, Silphidae. Gene Ontology annotation, cellular component: extracellular region.